This is a messenger RNA of Punctularia strigosozonata HHB-11173 SS5, 336 nucleotides long. RefSeq lists its product as uncharacterized. Lineage: Eukaryota; Fungi; Basidiomycota; Agaricomycetes; Corticiales; Punctulariaceae. The transcript is spliced from 2 exons. The record is from RefSeq and is a predicted model, not a curated record. The coding region runs from base 1 to 336 and encodes 111 amino acids. Gene Ontology annotation, cellular component: cytoplasm.
AUGUCCUACCAAGACGACAACAACCCCGAGCGCGUCGCCGCAGGCUACAAGGCCGCCCUGCGCAACCCGAACGUGUCGGAAUCCGCCAAGGAGCACGCCUCCGAGGAGCUGAAGGACGUUGAUACGAGCACUCACACCGGACCCGCCACGAAUUUGGCCGAAGUUCACCACCAGAACCGCGUCAUGGGAGGCUACAAGUCCGCCAUGCACAACGAGCGCGUCGGGCACGAGGCCAAAGAGCACGCCCGCGACGUCCUGGGAGAAGAGGGGUAUGUGGAGCCGGAAGCGCGGCUGCCUGGGCACGAGCCGACCUACACGACGGGCCGCGCGCAUUGA